AGGGAGGGAGGAGGAGGGGCAAAAAAAGGAAUCAACACAUCGGAGAAGUCCCUUCCAAGAGCCGCCCCCUCCCCUCCCCGCCUCGCGCUGCUUGGCGGCCGCGGUUCGACUCCCGUCCCUGCUUCCAGCUGAGGUGGUGCUGGCUGUCAGGCUGAAAUGAACCCUCAGCAGUCCUCCGUCUACCAUGGCCACCCUUAACUCAGCCUCGUCCUCCGGUACCGUUCCUUCUCCUGGGCACGAUGCUCCGUCCCCACCUCCAGACACCUCCUCCUCCAGCACCUCUGAUCCUGUCACCAAAGAUCCCCCUGAUGCCUCCUCCCCCUCUGAGAGUGUAAGGUCCUCAGAGCCAGGGGGAGAGCUUCUGGAGUCAGGCUGUGGCCUUGUUCCACCAAAGGAGAUUGGAGAUCCCCAAGAAGAGCCUGGCUGUGGUCACAUCCCACCAAAGGACCUCAGGGUGGAAAAGGAGGAGGAGGAAGAGGAAGGAACCCUUCCUUUGGACCUAAGCAACCACUUAUUCAUUGCAGCUGGAGGUGAGGCCUACCUGCUGGCCAAGCCGUCCCUGUCAGGUGGCAGUGAACUCUUGUUACCAAAGGGCUUCCCCUGGGAUGAGGCAAGCGACAAGGAAGAGCCCAGCCUGCCCCUCCUCGCCCAUUUCCCCUCCUCACACCUUACCGCCCUUCACAUCCAGCAUGGCUUUGACCCAACCCAAGGCUUUAGCUCUUCUGACCAAAUUUUGUCCCAUGAUACCUCAGCGCCAUCUCUGGCCGCCUGUGAGGGAAGGGAUGGAUCCUUCUGGAGCUACCAGCUGGUUCCAAACCCAACCGAAGAUCCCAAAGAUGGCCCCAUGGGGAGCCGAUGGGGAGACCACAGGGCACUGUUCUGGAUCUGCCUUCUAUGCCGCCUGGGUUUCGGCAGGCUCCGGGCCUUUAUAGGUCACACACGUUCUCAUGGAGUGAAGCUGAGCCCUGCCCACCACCAGGGCUUGCUGGGCAGCCCAGCCGUACUUCAGGAAGGUGACGAUGGCGGCAUGGCCUUCCUUAGCUUUCUGGAACCAAAACCCCUUGCUUGCCCUUCUCCUAAAGUCCCUGAGAACAGCACAGUGACCAUGGAGACGAACGGAGCCCAGUCUGAGGAUGGCCCCCCAGAGGCAGACAUGCAGGCCCUUGUUCUCCCUGCUGAAGAAGUUAUGGCCCUCAGCCCACCAUCCCCACCCACAGCCCUAGCCACCUGGGACCCCAGCCCAACCCAAGCCAAAGAAUCACCAGUAUCCAGAGGCGAGGCAGGGCCAGACUGGUUCCCUGAGGGCCAAGAAGAGGAUGGAGGGCUCUGCCUCCCACUCAACCAAAGCUCACCCACCUCGAAGGAGGUCGCCACCACGCUCCCAGCUCCGGGAGGGUCUCCUGACGACACCAGCGACCUGCCUCAGUCCUGCCGCCUGAUCGAUGACUACCCUCCGGCCCCUGCAGCCUUCCAGGGCCUCAGCCUCUCCAGCCACAUGUCCUUGCUGCACUCGCGCAACUCCUGCAAGACUCUCAAGUGUCCCAAGUGCAACUGGCACUACAAGUACCAGCAGACCCUGGACGUGCACAUGCGGGAGAAGCACCCGGAGAGCAACAGCCACUGCAGCUACUGCAGCGCCGGCGGCGCCCACCCCCGCCUCGCUCGCGGGGAGAGCUACAACUGCGGCUACAAGCCCUACCGCUGCGACGUCUGCAACUACUCCACCACCACCAAAGGCAACCUCAGCAUCCACAUGCAGUCCGACAAGCACCUGGCCAACCUGCAGGGCUUCCAGGCGGGGCCUGGCGGCCAGGGGAGUCCCCCAGAGGCCUCCCUCCCGCCCCCAGCCGCCGCCGCCGCCGCCGCCGGAGGGGACAAAGAGCCCAAGACCAAAUCAUCCUGGCAGUGCAAAGUGUGCAGCUACGAAACCAACAUCUCCCGGAACCUGCGGAUCCACAUGACUUCCGAGAAACACAUGCAAAACGUCCUGAUGCUGCACCAGGGGCUGCCGCUCGGCCUGCCGCCGGGGCUGGUGGGGCCGGGACCCCCUCCCCCACCGGCGACUGCCCCCACCAACCCCCCUGAACUCUUCCAGUACUUUGGGCCCCAGGCCCUAGGACAGCCUCAGACGCCCAUGCCUGGGCCGGGGCUGAGGCCCGACAAACCCCUUGAAGCCCAGCUGCUUCUCAAUGGUUUCCACCACCUUGGAGCACCUGCCCGCAAGUUCCCCACAACUGCCCCCGGCAGCCUCUCCCCUGAGACCCAUCUGCCACCAAGUCAGCUCCUGGGCUCCUCAUCCGAUGGCCUGCCCACUUCGCCCUCCCCAGACGACAGCCCACCCCUGAAGGUGUUCCGCUGCCUGGUGUGCCAGGCCUUCGGCACCGACAGCCUGGAGCUGCUGCUUUACCACUGCAGCAUAGGCCGGAGCCUCCCAGAGGCCGAAUGGAAGGAGGUGGCCGGCGACACCCACCGCUGCAAGCUCUGCUGCUACGGCACCCAGCUCAAGGCCAACUUCCAGCUCCACCUCAAGACCGACAAGCACACCCAGAAGUACCAGCUAGCAGCCCACCUGCGGGAGGGGGGUGGAGCCGCGGGCACGCCUUCCCCGCUGCCCCUGGGGGACGGGGCUGCUUACGGCUCCGUCUCCCCCCUCCACCUGCGCUGCAACAUCUGUGACUUCGAGUCCAACAGCAAAGAGAAGAUGCAGCUGCAUGCCCGCGGGUCAGCCCACGAAGAAAACAGCCAGGUCUACAAGUUUCUCCUGGAAAUGGAGGGAGCAGAGGCGGGGCCAGAGCCGGGCCUCUACCGCUGCCUGUUGUGCGCCUGGGCCACACCCUCCCGCCUCGCCGUGCUCCAGCAUCUCCGCACACCUGCCCACCGCGACGCCCAGGCCCAGAGGCGUCUGCGGCUGCUACAAAACGGCCCGGCCGCCGAAGAAGGACUCUCAGCUCUUCAGAGCAUCCUGAGCUUCAGCCAUGGGCGGCUCCGAACUCCUGGGAAGGCUGACACCCCCUUCUCUAAGCCGCCCACCUCUGAGAAAGAUGCCCAGAACAAGACAGAACAUUUGGCUUCUGGCGUGACAGAGGACAGAACCGGCCUUUCCACAGACGGUGCCAACCAGAUCACGGUAUACUGCUGUCCAUACUGCAGCUUCCUGAGCCCAGAGUCUGACCAGGUGAGGGUCCAUACACUCUCCCAGCAUGCCGUGCAGCCCAAGUACAGGUGCCCACUCUGCCAGGAGCAGCUGGUGGGCCGGCCUGCCCUGCACUUCCACCUCAGCCACCUUCACAACGUGGUGCCCGAGUGCGUUGAGAAGCUGCUGCUUGUGGCCACCACCGUAGAGAUGACCUUCGCAACCAAAAUGCUACCUGGACCCACACCAGCCCCUGUGGAGGAUGGCCUAGAACGCCCCACUCCUGGACCAGAGCCCCCUGCCAGCAGAGACCAGGUAGCAGAAAGCUCUAACCUGACUCCAGAGGCCAGCCCAGAUCCUCCUCCUCCUCCUCCUGAGCCUCCCCUGGCAGCAGCCGAGGGCCCAGAGAAGCCCUCGGGGAGCCCUGAUCAGCCCUCUUCUCCAGUCCCGUCUCCGCUCCCUCAGCUUGAUGCCCAAGUCGAAGAAGCGGCUCCGCCCCCCGCCAUGGCUGAGGAGGAAGAGGGAGCCCUGGGGGAGGCGCGCUCCGCAGAGCCAUCGCCAGCUGACUCUCGCCACCCUCUAACCUAUCGGAAGACCACCAACUUCGCCCUGGACAAAUUCCUGGACCCUGCCCGUCCCUACAAGUGUACUGUGUGUAAGGAGUCCUUCACCCAGAAGAACAUCCUCCUGGUUCAUUAUAAUUCCGUCUCCCACCUCCACAAGAUGAAGAAGGCUGCCAUUGACCCCUCGUGCCCUGCCCGAGGGGAGUCUGGCAUCCCGCCACCCACCACCGCUACGUCGGACAAGCCCUUCAAGUGCACGGUCUGCCGAGUGUCCUACAACCAGAGCUCCACCCUGGAGAUUCACAUGCGGUCCGUUCUGCACCAGACUCGCUCCAGGGGGGCCAAGGCUGAUGCCAAGGCUGAAGGAUCGGAGCGCAGCCAAGACGAGCUCAAGGAAGGCGAGCCUGAGGGCGAGGUACUCCCUGAGAAGAAAGGCCCCGAGCCCGGGGGCUUCAUGUCUGGACUGCCCUUCCUGUCUCCACCACCCCCUCCCUUGGACCUGCACCGGUUCCCAGCCCCCCUCUUCACCCCACCCGUGCUGCCCCCCUUCCCUCUGGUUCCGGAAUCGCUGCUUAAGCUCCAGCAGCAGCAGCAGCUGCUCCUGCCCUUCUACCUCCAUGACCUCAAGGUGGGGCCCAAGCUGGCCCUGGCUAGUCCUGCGCCCAUGCUGUCCCUCCCAGCUGCCACCCCGCCUCCUCUCCCCGCACCCCCCAAGGCUGAGCUGGCUGAGCAGGAAUGGGAGCGGCCCCUCAUCGCUGAAGAGGGGGGCGAAGCCGGGCCCUCCUCACCGCCCCACGCGUCGCCCAAUGAGGCUGCCCGCACGGCCGCCAAGGCCCUUCUAGAAAACUUCGGCUUUGAGUUAGUGAUUCAGUACAACGAGGGGAAGCAGGCAGUGCCCCCGCCCCCAACGCCGCCUCCCCCGGAGUCUCUGGGCGGUGGAGACAAGCUGGCCUGCGGGGCCUGCGGGAAACUCUUCUCCAACAUGCUGAUCCUCAAGACGCACGAGGAACACGUUCACCGCCGCUUCCUGCCCUUUGAGGCCCUGAGUCGUUACGCUGCCCAGUUUCGAAAGAGCUAUGACAGCCUGUACCCGCCCCCAGCUGAGCCCCCCAAGCCUCCCGAUGGGUCCCUGGAGUCACCUCCCCAGCUGGGCCCGCCUUUCAUGGUUCCAGAGCCCGAAGUCGGAGGGAUCCACACAUCAUCGGAGGAGCGAAGUCUGGCAGGAGCGCACUGGGCCCCGGAGGAAGAGGAAGGCUCCAGGGGCAGCCUUCCUCCCACGACGGUGCCCACCGGCCGCCGGUUCUCCAGGACCAAGUUCACCGAGUUCCAGACCCAGGCGCUGCAGUCUUUCUUUGAGACCAGCGCCUACCCCAAGGAUGGAGAGGUGGAGCGGCUCGCCAGUCUCUUGGGUCUGGCCAGUCGCGUGGUGGUAGUGUGGUUCCAGAAUGCCCGCCAGAAAGCCCGCAAAAAUGCCUGUGAGGGUGGGCCGGUGGCGGCCGGAGGGAGCACCGGGGUGCACUCGGGCUGCAGGCGCUGCCACGCCACCUUCGCCUGCGUUUUCGAGUUAGUUCGGCACCUCAAGAAGUGCUAUGAUGACCAGCCUCCUGAGGAGGAGGAGGCCGAGGCAGGGGAGGAGGAAGAGGAGGUGGAGGAAGAAGAGGUGGAGGAGCGGAACCCCGACACCGCCGACGGGCGUGGUGGCCCGUCACCCGAACUGCACGCAGGUGGGGAGGACCUGAACCAAGCAGAGCCGACAAGGCCGGAGGGCAAAGAGUCUGAAGGGAAGGCGUCCCCACCACCUCCCGCCCACGCCUGUGAGCAGUGUGCCGUUUCCUUCCCCAGCCAGGACCUCCUGGCCGCUCACCACCGACUCCAUUUCCCACCAUCGUCGUCGGCGCAGCCCAAUGCUGCAUCACAGCUCCUGGACCUGCCUCUGCUGGUGUUGGGGGAGCGACACCCUGGAGCAUCGGGCCCCUCAUCGGCGACGGGGACGCCCCUCAAGCGGAAGCACGACGAUGGCAGUCUGUCUCCCACAGGCAGUGAAGCAGGGGCUGGAGGCGAGGGCGAACCCCCCAAAGACAAGCGCCUGCGCACUACCAUCCUGCCCGAGCAGCUGGAGAUCCUGUACCGCUGGUACAUGCAGGACUCCAACCCCACGCGGAAGAUGCUCGACUGCAUCUCUGAGGAGGUGGGGCUCAAAAAGCGAGUGGUGCAGGUCUGGUUCCAGAACACCCGAGCCCGCGAGAGGAAAGGCCAGUUUCGAAGCACCCCUGGGGGAGUCGCUGGUCCGGCGGUGAAACCCACCGUUACGCCCACCCCAGCGCCCUUCCCCAAAUUCAACCUCCUGUUGAGCAAGAUAGAAGAUGACACCGGGAAGGAAGCCCCAAAGAGAGAGGCCCCUGCUUUCCCCUACCCGGCAGUCACCCCGGCUGCCGGGCCUCUGUCGUUCCUACCACCCGGGAAAGAGGCCGCUGUGCCAACACCAGAGCCCCCUCCGCCCCUCCCAGCUCCCGCACUCAGUGAGGAUGAAGGCCCAGAGGAACCCUCUAAAGUAUCUCCGGAAAGCGAGGCUUGCAGUCCAUCGGCAGGAGACCUGAGUGACUCAUCUGCUUCCAGCCUGGCGGAACCAGAAUCCCCUGGGGCUGGAGGGACCAGCGGGGGACCAGGAGGUGGGACUGGGGUUCCGGAUGGGAUGGGGCAGCGGCGAUACAGGACCCAGAUGAGCAGUCUGCAGCUGAAGAUCAUGAAAGCCUGCUACGAAGCCUACCGCACCCCUACUAUGCAGGAGUGUGAGGUGCUGGGGGAGGAAAUCGGACUGCCCAAGAGAGUCAUUCAGGUCUGGUUCCAAAACGCUCGUGCCAAGGAAAAGAAAGCCAAACUGCAGGGGACCGCGCCUGCAGGCAGCGGGGGCGGCAGCAGCAGCAGCAGCAGCGAGGGCACCUUGGCGGCCCAGCGCACCGACUGCCCUUACUGCGAUGUCAAGUACGACUUCUACGUCUCCUGCCGGGGCCACCUCUUCUCCCGACAGCACCUGGCCAAGCUCAAGGAGGCAGUCCGAGCCCAGCUCAAGAGUGAAAGCAAAUGCUAUGACUUAGCUCCGGCGCCCGAGGCCCCGCUGGCUCCCAAAGGGCCGCCCGCCACCACCCCUGCCUCUGUGCCCUUGGGGGCUUCCCCGACCCUGCCGCGCCUGGCCCCUGUCCUCUUGCCAGGCCCAGCUCUGGCCCAGCCACCACUCGGAAGCAUAGCUUCUUUCAAUUCAGGCCCUGCAGCCUCCUCAGGCCUCCUCGGCCUCGCCACUUCGGUCCUGCCUGCCACCACAGUGGUCCAGACUGCUGGUCCAGGCCGCCCCUUACCUCAGAGACCCGUGUCCAACCAAACCAACAGCUCUGCUGACCCCACCCCUGGCCCAGCGCCUGAGCCCCCAGGAGACAAAGUCUCCGGUGAGCGAAAGCCGGUGGCAACCCUUCCCAACUCCUCCACGGAUGCGCUCAAGAACCUGAAAGCACUGAAGGCCACUGUCCCCGCCCUGCUGGGGGGCCAGUUCCUGCCCUUCCCACUGCCCCCGUCAGGCGGGGCGGCUCCACCCGCCGUCUUUGGCCCCCAGUUACAGGGGGCCUACUUCCAACAGCUUUACGGCAUGAAGAAGGGGCUGUUCCCCAUGAACCCGGUGAUACCUCAGACCCUCAUUGGGCUGCUCCCCAAUGCCCUCCUCCAACCACCCCAAGCCCCCGAGCCUACAGCCACAGCACCCCCAAAGCCCCCCGAGCUGCCGGCUCCCCGGGAAGGGGAAAGCGGUGAGGCCGACGAGCUGCUGACGGGCAGCGCCGGCAUCUCCACCGUCGAUGUCACUCACCGCUACCUGUGCCGUCAGUGCAAGAUGGCAUUUGACGGCGAGGCCCCCGCCGCCGCCCACCAGAGAUCCUUCUGCUUCUUUGGGCGGGGUUCCGGGGGUCCCAUGCCUCCCCCGCUGCGGGUACCCGUCUGCACCUACCACUGCCUGGCCUGCGAGGUGCUGCUGAGCGGGCGCGAGGCCCUGGCCUCCCAUCUGCGCUCCUCAGCCCACAGGCGCAAGGCAGCCCCACCCCCCGGAGGCCCCCCCAUCACCGUCACCAACAGCGCCACUGCUGUCCCGGCUGCGGUGGCCUUUGCCAAAGAGGAAGCAAGAUUACCUCACACGGACCCCAACCCCAAAACUACUACUACCUCUACACUUGUAGCUUUAUAAACAGAUAAACCAAGAUGGGGCAAGAGAGGGCCUCAGGGUUCCCUCACCCCAACCUUCAGCUCUGCCCACCUCAUGGGAGUCGGUCGAUUCCCACCGGCAGUGGGCUUCACACACCCCACCUCCAGCAGAGUCCUGCCUCCUCCCCCUCCCACCGAUACUCUGACCCUCAUUCUCAGCCCCUUGCAGACGCACCGCCCGCCCCCCCCCCACACACACACCUUGGCAUACACGUCUGCCCCGGCCCCUCGUCCUGCCCAUCGAUCCCACUGUAAACACACACCUUUCCCAUACUAUUACACUGACUGAGACAACGCCAAAAGAAAGAAAAGAAGAAGACAAAAGAAAACCCAAGACAAAAGAGGGGGUGGAAAGAAUCAACUUUGCCACACACACACACCCUCCUCCUUGCCCCUUGUCCAGAGCACAGACUGCUCACAAACUCCAAAAACCCAACUGGUUCCUAAGGUUGGAGCCUGGGAUGGGCAGGGAGCCCAUAAAACUAACCAAACUGGAGGCUGUCAGGGGGAGAGGCGCCCCUGUUCACUCUCCCCCACUCCCCUCCCCCCUGACCCUCUCCUCACCUGAUGGGACCCUCGCAGCCUGGACUCCCGGGGAAGCGGCUGCCGGGAACCCUUCUACCAGCCCUCACCCCAUACCCUGGAAACCGCAGUAACUUUUUCUCAAAGGCUUUAAACACAGAGAUCCUCUCAGCAGCCGUGGGCCUGCCCCGUGCCCCAGCCCUGCCAAGGGCAGUCCAGCCUCGGGGGAUCAGCAUUGCCCACCAAUGGCAAAUCCAAAGUUCUUAAAAAAAAAAAAAAAAACCUGAAACACACCAAAUAAACAAGAGCAAGAGAGAGUGUGCACAUUCACGAGAGAGAGAUGGAGAGACCAGAGGAAUGAAGUAAAGAAAAACAUAAACUUUGAAUAUACAGAGAGAGAGAAAAAAAAAAAAAAAAAACUCCCAUCAAACAAGUGGUUUUUCCCCCCACUUUGGUUUGGUUUGGUUUGGGUUUUGUUUUUGUUUUUCUGUUUGUGUCCCCCUCCCUUCCUCCCACCCCCAUUUGAGAGUUUCCUGCAGUCUGAGCUCUGAUGCCUCGACGUCCUCACUGGGGCGAUCCACAGGACUGUAGGCUCUGCGGCCUUCCCCUCGCUGUGCCAAGUCCCCGACAUGACUCCCAUCCCCUGAGGUGACCAUGUGUCAGGACAGAAGAUACAUCUCAUUCUCAGUGGUCAGAAAGCCUUGUUCAAGAGUCUUGGCCAUCCCCAGAAGGGCACAGUUGGGGGCAGUUCUGGUUUCUGAAAUCAAGACGUGGAUCCCUUUUGCCUGUCCUUUUCUCUUCUCAUUGACUCUUUCCUCCCCAGGGCUCCUGUGGUGUUUCUGACUGUCUGGAACCUCCUUUGCCUUUUACAGGCUCCCCUGUCCCCCCUCCACUUUUCCUCCGCCUAGUCCUCGGCCCUCUCCCUUGCCCCUCCAUUAACCGGCAUCUACUGGAGGUGUUGUCCAAAGUCUGCCUGUCUGUUAAGGCAUAAGGACCUGUAAGAAGAUGUGUAGGGAGCGGGACUGUGAACACAACCUGCUCUCCAGGGAUACAACAGGAGGCCAGUGUCCUAGGAGAAGCUUCCCACACCCAAUCUUACUUCCUGUGUGACCGUCGGGGGUCAUUUUGGCAAUCCCCAAAUCUAGCCCGAACGGCACAGGAGAGAUUUGAUAGAGGUUUUAUUUUAGCAAAGAAAAGCCUGCCAAUUCCCCACCUCCUCCAGCUAUUUCAUCUCCCCCCAGCUCCCAGCAGUCCCUCCAGGCCUCGUGCAUUAGUUGCCCAUUGAAUAUUUAUCUGCCCACCCUGGAACUUAGCGUUUGCAGGGUCCCCCAGCCACAUACCAACAGGAAAGCAACGCUUUGUGUGCAGAAAGGGAGAGGAGGGGAGGGUCAGCUUAAAUCCUUAGUUCUCCAUAUUCUGGAUCUCAAACUCCUGUGCCAUUCACUUUGAAGGUUAACAAACUCCUAGCUCGAGCCAGCUGAGGGGAAGAUGAAACCAGUUCUGUUGAUACCAAAAAUGCCAGUCACUAGAAAAUCUAGCUCGUGGUGGUCUGGUGCCUGCCGCCACUGGUCCCUGCCUCUCAGCAUCUCUCACAGCCACACAUACCCCCCAUCCUUUUCUCUCACUUGUUGAAAAUCUAUGUAUAAAAGUAUUUUCUUAGCAGCAUGUGUAUGAGGAAAAAAGGGUUUUUUUGUUUUUGUUUUUUGUUUUUUUUCUUAACUCUGCUUUCUGGGAAUGUGACUUGUGUAUAAAAGAUAAAAAGGAAGAAAGAAAAGAAAAAGAAGGAACUUUAAAAGAAAAUCUUGGUAAACAUCUGCCUUGGGAUAAUUA
Peromyscus maniculatus bairdii (prairie deer mouse) is the source of this 10290-nucleotide messenger RNA. It is a transcript of the gene Zfhx2, whose product is annotated as zinc finger homeobox 2. Gene Ontology annotation, molecular function: DNA-binding transcription factor activity, RNA polymerase II-specific; zinc ion binding; RNA polymerase II cis-regulatory region sequence-specific DNA binding. NCBI's taxonomy places the organism in Eukaryota, Metazoa, Chordata, Mammalia, Rodentia, Cricetidae. The record is from RefSeq and is a predicted model, not a curated record. Gene Ontology annotation, biological process: regulation of transcription by RNA polymerase II; regulation of neuron differentiation. Gene Ontology annotation, cellular component: nucleus.